GAGGCGCUCCUCACGCGCAGUUCGCAGCUGGUGUGGUCCGGCGGCCCCCGCGUGCAGCGCGGGCAGCCGACCUUGCUGCAGAGCAUCCAGGCGCUGGCGGAGGCGGCGGCGGGCGAGCCCGUCCCGCAGGCCCCGCCCGUGAGGGCGGCGCUCCUGUGGCCGCCUGCGCUGCUGGUGCGGUGCAGCGGGGACGGAGCCGCCCGGCGUGCCGUCGCUGGCGCGUACGCCGCGAGCGGCGACGAGCGCGAGGGCAGGCCGGUGUACAGGCGCACGGCGGCCUUCGGACACCCGGCCGCGACGCUCUACUUCGGUGCGGCGCCCGGCGCGGCUGGCGGCUGCGGGCCGCGGGGGUGGUGGCUGGGGCCCGAGGCCGAUUGCGGUGAGCCUUGGGCGCACCACCCCGCCACCCACAGGGCCCAGCGCCGCGCGCCGCCGCGCUGCGGCUGGGGGCUGCUGCGGGGCGGGGGGCCUGGCGAGGUUUUCGUGGACAGCUGCGGACCUCGCAGACCGGAGAGCCCUGACGGCAGCGAGGAGGGG
Messenger RNA from Prorocentrum cordatum, 537 nucleotides. The record is from the annotation of a GenBank genome assembly. Lineage: Eukaryota; Dinophyceae; Prorocentrales; Prorocentraceae.